Molecule: messenger RNA, 1097 nt
Organism: Pocillopora damicornis (cauliflower coral)
Lineage: Eukaryota; Metazoa; Cnidaria; Anthozoa; Scleractinia; Pocilloporidae
Product: nucleoside diphosphate kinase B-like
Biological process (GO): GTP biosynthetic process; CTP biosynthetic process; UTP biosynthetic process
Molecular function (GO): nucleoside diphosphate kinase activity
Source: RefSeq, a predicted model, not a curated record
UUUCUAACGUUUGUUCAAUUUAUUGCUUUCAUCAGGUACAGAUCAGAAUUAGAGGGGAUGAGAUACUUGAUUACUAUCGUAAUAUUAACAGCAGUAUUGGAAAUACUCGGUAGUUUUCAUUCUAGAAAAGAACUGGGACGUGGUAACGACGAAACAGUGACUGCAGAAUCUCUCGAUGCAUUGGAGCAAUUUUGUGAGGGCAGCGAGCGAUGCAAGGUUGAAGGCCAAGGUAAAUCAGAGAGAACCUUUAUCAUGGUCAAACCUGAUGGAGUCCAGCGGGGUUUGGUUGGAGAAAUUGUCAAGCGCUUUGAACAGAAAGGAUUCAAAUUAGUAGCAUUGAAAUUUAUGAAGGCGGACGAAGCCCUUCUGAAGGAACAUUAUGCAGACCUUAGUCAUCUGCCAUUUUUUCCAGGCCUGGUGAAACAUAUGUCCAGUGGACCAGUUGUGGCCAUGGUUUGGGAAGGUCUUAAUGUUGUGAAGACAGGACGCCGUAUGCUUGGAGAAACAGAUCCAGCAAAUUCUUUGCCAGGAACAAUCCGUGGAGACUUUUGUAUCCAGAUUGGAAGGUAAGCUGCUAAUUACGAGCGAACCUUCCUUAUGAUCAAACCAGAUGCUGUUCACAGAGGACUGAUAGCAGAUAUCAUUAAAAGAUUUGAACAGAAAGGGUUCAAAUUAGUCGCCAUGAAAUUUGUCAAGGCAAGUGAAGAACUCCUUAAAAAGCAUUACGAAGAACUGGCAAAGAAACCAUUCUAUAAUGGCCUCGUGAAAUAUAUGGGAUCAGGCCCUGUUGUGGCAAUGGUGUGGGAAGGACAAGGUGCUGUUUUAACAUGCAGAGCUAUUCUUGGAGAAACAGAUCCAGCAAAAUCUAAGCCAGGUACAGUGAGAGGAGAUUUUUCCAUUCACAUUGGCAGGAACAUCUGCCAUGGCAGUGAUUCAGUGGACACAGCAAACAGAGAAAUUAAGCUCUGGUUUAAAGACGAGGAGCUUGUUGAUUGGGAGCCAGAAAUGGCAAAAUGGAUUUAUGAAUAAAAAGUCUCCUGAGUUGGGUGAAGAGUGAAACAAUGAAUUUAAAUAAAGUUUCAUCAUUUUGAAUGGUA